CCCUGCUCUACAGAAUUAAAUUUAACGAUUCCUCAUUUUGCUGAGGACCCUCUGGAAGCUCGUCCAGGACCCCUGGGGGUGCUGGGACCACAGUUUGAAAACCGCUGAUAGCGCACAAAACUAAUGAACCACUGCGGUGCACCGAGCUGCGCUAGCGGCAGAGCUAACCGUGAGCCUCUCUUCAGGUUUCCACGGGAUCCCGACAGAUGCAAGAAGUGGGUAGAGAAAUGCCACCGCGAGGAUCUCAAGAACAAAUCACCCGAGCAGCUGUACAGAUACCACAGACUUUGUGGGAAGCACUUUGAAGCAUCUUUGAUUGAUGGUGAUCUACAGAAUAGAGUGUUGAAGGAUGAUGCCAUACCAACAAUAUUUGAUGUGCCAAGCCAACCUCAAAAUGGACAGUUGAAGCGUGGCAAAGAUACGGCUAAAGAUGAUGAAAAGGAAAGCAAAGUGAAGAAAAAGGUCAGAAAGACCCAAGCAGAGACAAAGAAAGAUGAUGUUCAGACAGUUCCAGAGGAUGAUGAAUACAAAGAGUACCUUAAAACUUUAUUUGAAGUUCUUGUACUAUUAGGGGGGCAAAACAUCCCUUUGAAAGGAUCUGUUGAUGAUAAACAGGACAGCCUCACAUCAAGCAACUUUCAGGCAUUGCUAGAAUAUCGCAUGAAUGCUGGAGACGAAGGCCUAAAGAAGAAGUAUGAAUCAGAUCCUGAGAAAAAGGAGUUUUGCUCCUCCGCUCAGCUCAAUCAGUUGAUUGAAGUGUGUGAAGAAUUCAUUCGCAAGGAGCUCUUGGAGGAAGUCAGUAAAAACACUUAUUUUUCAUUAGUGACUGAUGAUUUGGUGAAGAUCUCUGAAGAGUGGCUCCUCCCCGUCUUUUUGCGUUACGUGGACCAAACUAACUGCCAGCGGGAAAGGUUUUUUGGAUUCUUGUCUUUUGAAGGAGAUGGAGAGGCCUUGGCAGAGAGACUGCUGUCUCAGCUGACAGACGGGUGGGGUUUGAAUAUGGAGCACUGCAGAGGUCAGGCCCACUCCUGCUCUGACACACAUUUCAGCAAAAUAAAAGCAUUUGCCACUAAACUGACAGAAAAAUACCCAAUGGCCGUGCUCACGCCAAGGUCUACAUGUGCGUUAAAUAUAUCACUGGCCAGUAGUAUGGUAUUGUCAGGGGUUCAGCUUGUCAUGCACACCUUCAAGAAGAUUGAGUCAUUCUUCAGUCACUCCCCUUCAUUGCAAUUAGAAUUAGAGCACGCCAUUUCCAUUUUCUACCCAGACAAGGAGGACAAAGCCAAUGAACUGAAAGAGAUCUGUCGCACCAGCUGGACCACAAAGCAUGAUGCCUUUGAGGUGGCGGUCGAUAUCUUAGAGUCACUGCUACUCUGUGUGGACAGUGUGCAUGACAACGAAGAUAUGAGGUGGAGCGAUCACGUCACACAUGAAGCCCUUGAGCUCUCAAAAGCAUUGGCAGAUUUUGAGUUCGUCAUGGCCCUAGUUGUGCUUAAAAACACUCUGUCACUUACUCGGGCCUUCGGGAAGAAUGUGCAAGGGUCUGCAGCUGAUGCUCACUUGGCUGCAAACAGUUUAAAAGCUGUGUUGCACUGCCUGACUGAAGUGUCUGACAACAUCGACGUGUAUCAUGAGUUCUGGCACGAUGAGGCUGUCAACCUAGCUGCUGCACUGGAGAUCCCAUGCAAGGUUCCUAGGUCGUUCUUGAGAAAGCAGGCAGAAUCUGGAGCCACAGUUCGGCCAGAGAGCUACUACAAGGAGCACCUGUCUGUCCCCUUGGUGAACCACAUCAUGAAAGAAAUGAAUGACCUCUUCUGUGAGAAUCACCUGAAGGCCCUGCGAUGCCUGUCGCUGGUCCCUGCUGUCAUAGAGCAGAAUAAAUCUGCCGAACCCGAGGAGGAAAACGUGCAGAUGUACAAAAAUGACAUCCCAAAUGCAGGGACUCUCCCUGCCGAGCUGCACUGUUGGUGGGUCAAAUGGAGCCACAAGGGCAAGGGUGAAGCGGUGCCCUCCACCCUGCAUGAAACUCUGCAGCUGGCCGACGUGAAGUUCUUCCCAAACAUGCUGGCAGUCCUGAGGGUGAUGGGCACGCUCCCUACCUUUACUCUUGAGAGCAGCUGUGAUGUGGCCUACAGGCGCUACAAGAUGUACAUGGAGAACACACCCGACAAGUUCAGAUCCAAAAGUCUUGCACUUCUGAAUAUUAACUAUGAUGCCAAGCAUGACCUUGACUCCAUGGUUGAGGCUUACAUGAAGACGUACCCGAACAGGGAGAGCGUCUAGGAUGCAAGUCUCUGUUUAUUGAUUGCUUCCAGAUUACACAUUUUCCACAGUUUGGCGAUAGACAUAAAGAAAUGCAUUCCUGUGCAUAUUUAAUCCUCAUGUUGAGAUAACCUCACACAUUUUUAUUUCUAGUCAUCAUUUUAGCUUUUGGUUUUUAUUUUUUUUUUAUGACAGUGUAAUAUGAAUGAAUUGUAAACUAGUCUAGAAAUGUCCAAUUUCUAUUAAAGUUGUGUUUGACAUCAA
Messenger RNA from Myripristis murdjan (pinecone soldierfish), 2526 nucleotides. RefSeq names its product THAP domain containing 12a (gene thap12a). The record is from RefSeq and is a predicted model, not a curated record. Lineage: Eukaryota; Metazoa; Chordata; Actinopteri; Holocentriformes; Holocentridae. Bases 124 to 2283 code for a protein of 719 amino acids. The transcript is spliced from 6 exons.